UGGACAAAAUGGCAGACAAAGACACUGUAGAGAAGUUCCUCGACAACAAUCCACAGUUUGCAAAGGAGUACUACGAAAAGAAAGUCAAGGCAGAUGUGAUUACUGCUGCAUUCAACAACCAGGUCCAGCUCAAGGACCCAGCCUCUUACAAAGAUGUCUCCACCAUCCAGGAGGCUGAGUUCAUAUUCGAGCUGAUAAAGGAGAUGCAGGGCGACAAUCCGAUGGAGAAAGCCCUGCAUAAAAUUCUCCAGAGGAUCGCUCUGCUGAUCCAGGCUGAUCGCUGCAGCUUCUUCGGCAGCAGGUCUCGUAACGGAACGCCUGAGCUGUCCACAAUCCUCUUUGAUGUGACCCACAAUUCUCCAUUUGAGAAAAAUUUUGUGAACCCCAACGUAGAGAUUGUUUUCCCCACCGACAUGGGAAUUGUUGGAUGGACGGCACACUCCAAGAAGCCCCAGAAUGUUGCUGAUGUGAAGAAGGACUCUCAUUUCAGUGACUUUGUGGAUAAUCAAACCAAAUACACCACAAAAUGCAUGGUUACUGCCCCCAUCAUCAGUGGAAAGGAGCCCAUCGGUGUCAUCAUGGCGCUCAACAAACAGGGUGCCACUGAGUUCUCAAAGAGUGAUCAGGAGCUCUUCAACAAAUAUGUGAACUUUGCUAGCGUGGUUAUUCUCCAAGCACACACUGCUUACAUGUGGGAUGUGGAGUCCAGGAGAAGCCAGGUGCUGCUGUGGUCAGCAAGCAAAGUUUUUGAGGAGUUGACAGAUAUUGAGAGGCAGUUUCACAAAGCCCUGUACACAGUGAGGACAUAUAUCAAGUGUGAGAGAUACUCUGUGGGACUCCUGGACAUGACCAAAGACAAGGAAUUCUUCGAUGAGUGGGCAAUAAAACUAGGAGAACAGGAGCCAUACAAGGGCCCCAAGACACCUGAUGGCAGGGAAAUCAACUUCUACAAGAUUAUUGACUACUUGCUGGAAGACAAAGAGGAGAUUAAAGUUAUCCCCGGCCCUCCUGCAGACCACUGGGCUCUGGUCAGCGGACUCCCAUCAUAUGUGGCUGAGAAUGGAUUUAUCUGCAACAUGAUGAACGCUGCAGCAGAUGACUACUUUGGAUUCCAGAAAGAAGCAGUGGAUGAGUCCGGAUGGAUAAUUAAGAACGUCCUCUCCCUACCUAUCGUCAACAAAAAGGAAGAAAUUGUUGGCGUUGCCACGUUCUUCAACAGAAAAGAUGGCAAACCAUUUGAUGACAAUGACGAACAAAUUACAGAAGCUCUGACCCAGUUCCUUGGCUGGUCCACUCUGAACAGCGACACGUACGACAAACUGAACAGGACAGAGUGGAGGAAAGAUGUUGCCCAGGAAAUGCUCAUGUACCAGACAAGGGCAAAACCAGAUGAUGUGCAGACCAUUCUGAACACUCAAGAGAAGUUCGGCUCUACACCAGAGGACUGUGACCAGAAGGCGAUGUACAAGCUGUUGAGGUCCAACAUCCCCGAAGCCCAGACCGUGGAGCUGCUCGAGUUCCGCUUCAGUGACUUCCCCCUGUCAGAGUUUGAACUCAUCAAGUGUGGUAUCCGCUGCUUCUUUGAGCUGGGGGUGGUGGAGAAGUUCAAAGUCCCAGCUGAGACCCUGACACGCUGGAUGUACACCGUUCGCAGAGGGUACCGCGACAUCACCUACCACAACUGGAGGCACGGCUUCAAUGUGGGACAAACCAUGUUCACUCUGCUGCUAACAGGUAAACUGAAGAAGUAUUACUCUGAUCUCGAGGCCUUUGCCAUGGUUGCUGCUGGAUUCUGUCACGAUAUUGACCACAGAGGAACCAACAAUCUCUACCAGACAAAGAGUGCGUCCCCACUGGCAAAACUGCACAGCACCUCAGUUAUGGAGCGACAUCAUCUUGAGUAUAGUAAGACUCUGAUGGAGGAUGAGAACCUGAACAUCUUCCAAAACCUUCAGAAGCGUCAGUUUGAAACGGUGCAGCAUCUGUUUGAAGUUUGCAUUAUUGCCACUGAUCUCGCACUCUAUUUCAAGAAGAGAACAAUGUUUCAAAAGAUUGUGGAGUUAGUGGAGGUGAUUCCAGAAGAAAAGGAGAAGAUCAACUACAUCUCCAACAACCCAACCAGAAAGGAGAUUAUCAUGGCAAUGAUGAUGACAGCUUGUGACCUGUCUGCCAUCACGAAGCCAUGGGAGGUUCAGAGCAAGGUCGCCCUGAUGGUGGCAGCUGAAUUUUGGGAGCAGGGAGACCUCGAAAGGACAGUUCUUGAUCAGCAGCCAAUUCCCAUGAUGGACAGAAAUCAUGCCGAUGAGCUUCCCAAGAUGCAGUGCGGUUUCAUUGAUUUUGUCUGCUCUUUUGUGUACAAGGAGUUUUCUCGCUUCCACAUAGAGAUUACACCCAUGUUUGACGGACUGAAUAUCAACAGGGGAGAGUGGAAAGCUCUUGCAGAUGUCCACGCGGCCAAGAUGCAGGCCAUCGAAGACGAGAAGAAAAAGCUGGAAGGUGGAGGAGACGGAGCUCAAGAGGGCGGGAAGUCAAAGACGUGUGCCAUCUGCUAGACAUCCAAGACCUCCCAAUUAGUUAUGGAUGGUUGCCUGCGUGUGUAUUUGUACAGUGUGUGUGUAUGUGCAUGAGCAUGUGUUCACAGAUGAGGAAAUUAUAAUGUGCAAAAAUCCCACAAGUAUUAUUUUUAUAUACUCUAACAUGUAGUUCUAUCCUCUGACACAGAUAACUAUUUUAAUUGGCACAAUGAAGUACAUACAAUUUGUAUGUAAACAGUAGUUAUUUACCUCUUGUAUAUACUAAAAGUCUCCUCUGAGCUGGACCUUCAGUUGUUAAGAAGAGUGCAUAUCUGUAUUUUAUUAUGAAUAUUUAUACUGACUAUAAUAUAUAAGGAUAUCUAGCUGACUUUCUCUGUCUUUGGACAGUCUGUGAAUAGAAAGAAUAGGCUGCAAAUAUUAUGCAGUUUGAACUAUUAUAUCUGAAUAUUUUCAGUAUAUAAACGCUACAAUAAAUGUAUAUGAACAAAUGUAAAUUUUGUAGAGAAAAAGCUCCAUAAACCAAAUGAUUAGUUGCUUUUUUUUUCUAAUUGCAAGUAGUGCUUUCAGAAUUUCCAGCAUAUGUCCCUGGCAAAUGGGUGGGAGAUGUAAGAAGAUUUGACUGAAUUGGAUUUUGUUAUAAGCCAGCUGGAGCCCAUAGGCUUUCCUUUUCAAAUCCCGUGCUUACAUAAAGUAAAAAUACUGCCACCCUGCUCAUAAGUCAGCGUGUCCAGAGAACAUGUGGCCCUGACAGUACGGGAAACACUGAGCAGUCACAAGUCAACAUGUACAGGAGCAAUGGCUUUGUUUGAUUGUGAACCAACAUAUUUAUUAUGUGAUUAUGUUGCGAUUUCUUAAAAUGAUAAGUUGUACUUUUCCUCCUGUCUGACAGAUUUCUCUGCACAGAGCUUGCGAUGAUAUGAUGAUGUCAGAUCCUAUUGUAUUGGGUUUUUUUUCUGAUGCAAAACUUUGCUUUUUAAUGUAAGACAUUUAAUUAACAUUAAAUCCCAGCAAACGCAUCCUUUGUAAAGAAAUCUGACUCUGUAAUGCCAGUA
This is a messenger RNA of Seriola dumerili (greater amberjack), 3586 nucleotides long. Its product is annotated as cone cGMP-specific 3',5'-cyclic phosphodiesterase subunit alpha'-like. Bases 9 to 2552 code for a protein of 847 amino acids. NCBI's taxonomy places the organism in Eukaryota, Metazoa, Chordata, Actinopteri, Carangiformes, Carangidae. Gene Ontology annotation, molecular function: 3',5'-cyclic-nucleotide phosphodiesterase activity; protein binding. Gene Ontology annotation, biological process: visual perception; signal transduction. The transcript has 22 exons. The record is from RefSeq and is a predicted model, not a curated record.